Molecule: messenger RNA, 2349 nt
Organism: Trichomonas vaginalis G3
Lineage: Eukaryota; Parabasalia; Trichomonadida; Trichomonadidae
Exons: 1
Coding region: 1-2349 (782 amino acids)
Source: RefSeq, a predicted model, not a curated record
AUGAAUGAAAAAGAUUUUGAUCAUCAAAUUGAGUUAGCAACUUCUUUCUUUGAGAAUCCAGUAGUUCUUCACUGUGAAAAGGAAAGUUAUUUUCAAUAUAAUUAUGAAUUAACUCAUUCCACAGCACUUGAUGAUGUAAAAUCUGCAAAAAACAAUGAAAAUCAUCCAAUAUUCGACCCGUGUGAUAUAAACCCAGCAAACUAUUUCUUACGAGGAAAUGAAAUUACUGUCAACAGACCUCAACUCGAAUUAUUAACGACAGACGUUAUCAAAAGUCAUAUAGGUCUAUUGAAACCCUACGAUUCCCAAAAUGGUACUCGAAGGUGGAUGAUGUCCGGCAAUCAACUUAUCGCAAUGAUAAGUUUUGAUGGAAAAGAAUUUUAUGUAUACAAUCCAUUGACAGUUAAUUCAAAAUCUCGAUACUUUCUCAUCAAGGAAAACGAUAAUACUGUUAAGUUUACUAUCAAAUCUCUUCUUAACAAAAUUAACGGCGCAAUGAUGCUUUUUUCGGAUAUUUACACAGAUGAAAAGUGCAAAACAUUCGAAUGGUUCUUCAAGUCGAUUGUUGUAACUGGCGGUUAUCCACCAGUCCUCAAAAAUACUUUUGGAUUUUAUUCAUCUCUCUUCCAACAUCCCCAAUUUCUGUUUUUAUUUGCUAUAACCAUUCCCGCCCAGUCCAUUAAAAUCGAUAUUAUUGAAGCUUGGUACAGUUUCUCUCAUGAUUCUUUUCCAACUUUAUUACCUUCGUUAAUCAUUACAUUUUUAUCAAAUAACAACCCUACGCCGUCUAACUUACUUACGAAAUCCCUAAUUGGCCAUGUAAUUCAGUACGUUAUUUCUAAAGAUUUGAAUGAAUUUUUGCCAAUCAAGAGCGCAAAGGCUAAUCUUGCUGACCGUAUGACAAAAUAUAUACGUAGAGAAUGGAGUGCUCAGUCCCGAUUCAUUUUCUACAUUUUACUCCAUAUUUACAAAAAAUCUAAUUCAGAAAAAUACCAAGCAGAGGCCAUUUCCCAGUUAUUCUUUGGUAAGUCACCAGACUCAUCCAUCCAGAUGCUUAUUGUGCGCUUCGUGACCAUAUAUUCCGUAUUUCCUGUUGAUUAUCAAUUAUCUAUUGGUUGUGAACCGACAUUACCACAAGCAUCAACGGUAAUAACUGCUGUAUUCCAGUUCAAAGACGAGAUGCUCAAGUCGGCAGAGUCAAUGGACUUCAAGAAAGUCGUAGAAAACAUUGAAAAAAUUUACGAAUCGUCUGAUUACGUAAUUUUAACGGAAUUUGCUGAAGAAACAGACACAAGUGUAGCCAAUAGAAGGAAAUCAGUCAUUAUACAGCCAGAAAUGCUGGAAUCCGUUCAACCGAGAGCUGAAUUUGCUCCUUCCUACAGAUCUCAGAAUCCUUCCAAUCGUCCGAGGUCUGUCUCCCUUAGAGAUUCAUCGGAAGCACCAAGAUAUACAUCACAGCACUCCCCGCAACGAAAAAGAACCAAUUAUUUUGUUUCUUCUGCAACAGAUUUUUCUUAUGAUGAAGAAAAAAGUGACAAUUCAUCACCAAAAGACAGAUUACCCAAGCCACCUAAAGAAGCGAUCGAAGGACCCCUUAAAACACUUUCCGAUGACGAGGGAACGAAUUCUAGAGAUAAAAAUCAGAAUUUCACUGAUGAUAAGAGCUCAUCUAAGGUUUUGAAUAUAGAAACUGAUAAGAAUGGUAAGAAACAAAGUGGUACAUUAUCAGAAGAUGAAGAUUCCCAUGAAUACGUCCUUUCUUCUGAAGAUGAACCAAAAUUACAUUCUGAUCCUGUAGAAAACGUGAUGAAAAUCGAUCACGAGAUUAAGAUUGAAAUUAAACCACCAAGAGAAAGUGAAAAUAGCCAAAAUAAUUCGAAAUCAUCUGAUGAAAAUGAUGAAAUUAAAACAAUUAAGUCUGAUGAAUCAUAUGAAGAUACUAAAUCAAAUGAUGACAAAUCACAAGAUGAAAAAUCUAAAAAUGAAACAAAAUCUGAAGAAAAAAUUUCAUCUCAAAUUUCAAGUCAAGAAAAUGACUUAAAAACAGCUAAUAAAUCUCCUGAGAAGAGUCCUAAAUCAAGCAAAGACGAUGAAUCAUCCGAAAUUGAAUCUAUUGGUUCUCCAAUGAAAUUGAGAAAGAAAUUGACAAAAGCUGAUUAUUUGGCAUAUUCCUCGAGUUCAUCCGACUCAGAUGAACCAGUUUUGAAGAAAGAUGAUGAUUUUAGAAGUGAUGCUUCAAAUUUAACAACAAAAUCUAAAGUAUCAGUAGCAGAAACCCCUGAUCCUGUAUCACUGGAUACAAAUGAUGAUUCUCCUGCAAUGCAUACACUAAGUACUACUGAUGAAUAA